AUGAGCGUCACUUUGGACGUACGACUCAAAAGGGCCAAUAAAGUUUAUCAUGAGGGGGAGUCUGUGGCCGGCGUCAUCGUGCUGGCAUGCAGGGAGCCAAUACAGCACCACGGCAUCUCCCUGAGCAUGGAGGGCCUGGUCAACCUGCAGCUGAGUUCCAAAAGCGUAGGCGUCUUUGAGGCCUUUUACAACUCAGUCAAGCCUAUAACUUUGAUCAGCAGCAGCAUUGAGGUGGCAAAGGCCGGAAAGAUUCCAGGAGGCAAGACUGAAAUCCCCUUCGAGUUCCCACUCAACGCCAAAGCCAAUAAAACUCUGUACGAGACCUACCACGGAGUCUUCGUCAACAUCCAGUACUCUCUCCGCUGUGAUUUGAAGCGCUCCCUGCUGGCCAAAGAUCUCAGCAGGAACUGCGAGUUCAUCGUGCACAGCCAGCCACAGAAAUCCCAUGUGGGCACCACCCCAGUAAACUUCACUAUCACUCCAGACACCCUGCAGAACGUCCGCGAGCGGAGUUCGCUGCCAAAGUUCCUCAUCCGAGGCCACCUGGACAACACCACCUGCAUCAUAAACAGGCCGCUGACCGGAGAACUGAUGGUGGAGAGCUCCGACGUUCCCAUCAAGAGCAUCGAGCUGCAGCUGGUUCGAGUGGAGACGUGCGGUUGUGCUGAAGGCUACGCCAGAGACGCGACAGAGAUCCAGAACAUCCAGAUAGCUGAGGGCGACGUCUGCCGUGGGCUGCCCAUUCCCAUAUACAUGGUGUUCCCCAGGCUCUUCACCUGUCCAACCUUGGAGACGACCAACUUUAAAGUCGAGUUUGAAAUCAACAUCGUCACAGUGCUCCAUGACGACCACCUGAUCACGGAGAACUUUCCUCUGAAGCUAUGCAGGGUCUGA
This is a messenger RNA of Nerophis lumbriciformis (worm pipefish), 894 nucleotides long. The record is from RefSeq and is a predicted model, not a curated record. NCBI's taxonomy places the organism in Eukaryota, Metazoa, Chordata, Actinopteri, Syngnathiformes, Syngnathidae.